This is a messenger RNA of Alosa alosa (allis shad), 1900 nucleotides long. RefSeq names its product E3 ubiquitin-protein ligase TRIM35-like. Lineage: Eukaryota; Metazoa; Chordata; Actinopteri; Clupeiformes; Clupeidae. Bases 248 to 1681 code for a protein of 477 amino acids. The record is from RefSeq and is a predicted model, not a curated record. Gene Ontology annotation, molecular function: zinc ion binding; protein binding. The transcript is spliced from 7 exons.
UGCUUGUCCCAGAACUUGUCAAUUCUUACUUUUAAUGAAAGCCGGAACUUUACAAUCAACAUCACACUUAUUUAUUUUUAAACAUGAAACAAUAGCCUACGGACUUUUUUCUUUCUGUCCUAGCGCAAAGACAACCCUUUUGGGGAGGUCUCUUGAACAGGAAAUAGGAAGUCUGUUGGACUUCACAUAAUGACGUUUUUGUAAACAUUGUGAACGAAGACAAGAAUCCACCGCCGUGCCUAGUAUUAUGGCAAGCAGACUACCCCUGUCAGAAGAGGACCUCUCCUGUCCAAUCUGCUGUGACAUAUUCAGAGACCCCGUUGUGUUAAAAUGCAGCCAUAGUUUCUGCUCCACUUGCUUGCAGCAGUACUGGGGUCAAAAGCACGCAGCAAGAAGCUGCCCUCUCUGUCGAACGGAGUCCCUGGAUGAACCAGUGGCCAGUCUCACCUUGAAAAACCUGUGCGAUUCGUUGAUUGAAGAAGGUAUCUCCAUGCCCCCAGAUACUCGCGAGGAAUGUGAGCCAGGGAACCUAUGCCGAUAUCACGGAGAACGACUGAAACUCUUCUGCUUGCUCGACCGAGAGCCAAUCUGUGUUAUUUGUCACACUUCAAGAAAACACAAAAAUCACGAGUGUUGCCCCGUUGAAGAGGCCGUUGUUGACGUAAAGGAAGAGAUGAGGUCUGCUCUGAACGCACUACAAGAGAAGUUGGAGGUGUUUGACAAAAUGAAACGAAGCUUUGAAAGCACAGCCGAACACAUAAAGGCCCAGGCCCAGCAAACAGCCACGAGCAUCCAGGAGGAGUUCGAGAAGCUGCAUCACUUUCUGCGCGUGGAGGAGGCGGCGCGCCUUGCAGCGCUAAAGAGAGAAGAGGAGAGAAAGAGCCAACAGAUGAGCGAGAAGGUGGCUGAGGUAGCCAGCAACAUGGCCGCUCUCUCGGAAACCAUUAAGGCCAUGGAAGAGGAGAUGGAGAUGGAAAACUUAACAAUCCUUCAUAAAUGCAAGAAAACAUUAUUGAGGGCCCAGUGCACUUUUCCAGAGUCAACCAUGAACCCAGGGGCACUCAUCAAUGUGGCCCGCUAUCUUGGCUCCCUCAAGUUCAGGGUCUGGGAGAAGAUGCUUGGUGUGGUCAAAUACACUCCAGUCACCCUGGACCCCAACACAGCUGCCCCCUGGCUCAUCCUCUCCGACAGCCUGACCAGCGUCAGGGACGGCGAAGCCCGGCAGCCGCUGCCUGAUAACCCUGAGCGCUUCUGCCCAGACACGGCCGUGCUGGGGUCCGAGGGCUUCAGCUCGGGCCGCCAUUCCUGGGACGUGGAAGUGGGCGAGAACACCGCCUGGGUCUUGGGCGUCGCCAAGGAGUGGGUGCAGCGCAAGGAGAAGGUGUCGUCUGUGCUGAAGAAUGGCUACCUGUCGGUGUACUACUACCACAAAAUGUACUUUGCCGGCACGUCCCCCCUGACCCGUCUGAACCUGAAGAAGAGGCCCCAGCGGGUGCGCGUGGUGCUGGACUACGAUAGGGGCCGCGUGGCUUUCUCAGACGCGGCAGAUGGGACGUCCAUCUACACCUUCAAGCACAGCUUCGCCGAGAAGGUCUACCCUUACUUCUGGGUGGGCUGUAAGUUGUGUCCACUCAAAAUAGAGCAAAGAGAGUUGUGCGUGACCUCAGUGGAUCACAUGUGAACGUGGCAUCUGAUGCCCAGAAACCAUAAGUGCGCUUACAUGUGACAGGCAUAGUGUGAGUCACAUAUGAUAUUGUGUUUUUUAAACAUUCAAUGCCUUAAGACAGACACUUUAAACAUUUAUAUAAUUUAAUCCUGUUUACAUGUUUUUACGUUAGUGUUAUUUGUUGUAUUCCGCAUUAAACAUCCUUCUAUUUUAUGGAUAAAAUUUAACUAUCAA